AUGACGCGGAUCGAAUUUGUUUGUCAAUUCCUUGGAUAAAUACGAUAAGCAUUUGAUCAAUAAAUCGGCGAUUCGCUGUUAAAACAUGUUUAAUGGCACUAAACAAAUAAAGGUCAAAAUUCUUUUAGUGCAUUUCAAACUAUUUGUGGAAUUACGGUUCACAAUACACAUCUAUACAUACAUGUUAUGAAAAGUGUAAGAACGUAUUUUUGACUGCAAGGAAAUAUUUUACGGAUUUUAAAAUAGUGUUCUGGUAAAUGGUUUAUGCACUAAAAAGCGGAAAGCUACAAAACGUUUAUUUUCUUAAGUCAUAAAAAAGUUGUGUUACAGGAGAGACUUUUAAAAGAUGAUAUCCAUGUUGCAUCCAUACAACCCUCAAGCAAUGUUGUUUGCCAUCAUAUUUGUAAUCCAGGGAGUGACGUCAUUUUUAUGUCCAACACGAAGAUGUCCAGAUAUUCCAAUUGAUCCAAUUUGUGGAACAGAUAUGAGGACGUAUAAAAAUUUGUGCAAGCUGCGAGAAAGUUCCUGCAAGAACGGAAAAUCGAUAAAGAUUGCCUACGCUGGCAGAUGUACAGAAUGCGAAGACAAAGAAACUGCGAGAAAGCUGCUGAUACGACAGUUUUUUGAAGUUAGUGGUUCACCUUGUCAAAAGUUUGGCAUCCCAAACGAUCAAACGUUGAGAAUGUGUUUACAGAUGAAUUUUUUAAAACUGGACAAAACAAAAAGACAAUAUGUGAAAUAUAAAACCUUCUCCAUACUCUUUCGCGAUCUUAAAAAAUAUCGCAAGAGCAGAAAAUGCUUAAAAACAAUGGCAAAGCAUUGUGAUGUAAAUAACGACAAAAAAGUUACGGAAGACGAAUUUAUUGGAUGCUUUAUGACAAGUACCAGCUCAGAACGAACUGCCCGCUGUACAGGAAAGUCUAGAGACUUUAAUUGUCUAAAAGAUGGGAAAUACGCAGCCCUGCAAUGUGUUUUAAAUGUGUGCUACUGUUCUGCUGAUGAUGGAAAUGUUAUUAUCCACUUCAAAGAAGAAGACAAACAGAAAUACGAUUGCACCAAAGUGAGAGAAAAUUGGGAAGCUCGAAAAACACUAACAUCAAUAUGUACAGAAUCAGACAUGGAAGAUUUAAUUUCAAAAUACAAAACGAGUAUAGAAGAUGAAAUCAUAGCUAAAGAACCAAAUUUCAUAAAGCCAGUAAAAACAAGCAUUGAAAAUUUCUUAGCUGAGCGUGGUUUUCGAAGUAUGCACACAAUCAAUAAGUUACUUGUUUGGAAAUUCAAGCAGCUUGAUAGAAAUAAAAAUGGCGCACUUCAAGAAAACGAAUUAAAAGUUGUGAAGAACGAGUUAAAAGAUAUUUCGACGCUUUGCACGAAUUCGUUAUUAAAUUCAUGUAAUGUAAACCAGGACUUAUACAUAACUAAAAAGGAAUGGAGAAUUUGCUUAGGGUUUAAAAAAGAUGGCGCAUUUGUUCCGAAAAAAAAGAAAAAGAUGAACGAAAAAGGAAAAAAGAUUCUUCCAACCCGACGUACUGGAGGCUGCCCUCCUGUUGCGUUUUGUACUUUGUCGUGUAAUGCUGGUUUUGAAAGAGAUAAAAAUGGAUGCAUAACAUGCAAAUGUAGAGAUUUUCUCUCUUUUUUGACAACUUGGAAAGGAGAUAUAAAAACGUGAAAAAGAGAGCGCAAACGCUUGGAAUAUUUGUAUAAGAGUUAAGAGGAGGCUUCUCAUAGAUACGCACUGCUGUACAACAACUGUAUAAAACAGAACAGUCGGAAAAGUAUAUUGUAAAACGCAGAUCUGUUUUCCUCAAACUUGUUGUAAUGGAGACACAAGAGUGUAAUGAAUCAAUAAAAACUGACUAGAAAUAACGUUCAUGGUAUCCAUGGAAACUUAAUAAACAACUGAUGUGUAUAAAUAUGAUUGGUUAUUUAUAAAAAGAGAUGUUGAUUUUAUAACUACAUUUGUAAUGGAAAUUAAUUACUUGGUUAUGACCACUUGCAUCCAGUUAGUUCCCAGUGUUUUCUUUCAUUUACCGUUAGGGUAAACUUUCGCGAUGUCACAGCCGUAGCAUAUAGAAUAGCUCU
Molecule: messenger RNA, 2082 nt
Organism: Hydractinia symbiolongicarpus
Lineage: Eukaryota; Metazoa; Cnidaria; Hydrozoa; Anthoathecata; Hydractiniidae
Product: testican-1-like
Exons: 10
Coding region: 347-1669 (440 amino acids)
Biological process (GO): anatomical structure development; cell-matrix adhesion
Cellular component (GO): basement membrane
Molecular function (GO): serine-type endopeptidase inhibitor activity; protein binding; collagen binding
Source: RefSeq, a predicted model, not a curated record